Messenger RNA from Serendipita indica DSM 11827, 1866 nucleotides. The record is from the annotation of a GenBank genome assembly. NCBI's taxonomy places the organism in Eukaryota, Fungi, Basidiomycota, Agaricomycetes, Sebacinales, Serendipitaceae.
AUGUCGUCGUCUAUCGAGUUUGCGUAUCCGCCUCAGACCGUCGUUGAAAAGGGCAAUCGUUACUCUGUAGCGAUCCUCCUCUCGACAGUGUUUUCGUCUCUUGUCCUUGGCUUCAUUCUCUCGCAAGCUAGACGUUACAUCCGCGUUGCGAGAACUGUAAGACGCAAGGAUAUAUCAACUCAUUGGAGCGUCGGACUUUUGUUCGUGGUCGUACUAGCCCAAAUGGCGCUUCUAUGGGUGAUUGCCUGGACGAUCCUUGUUCAGGCAGAUUCAUGGUCCUCUUUGACUAUGCUCAGACUACAAGCCUCGACAGAGAUCUUGACCCUCAUUAUUACCCUGCUCGGCGGAGCGUUGCUCGCGAAAGCUCAUGGGUCCAAAUUUAAGAAUCUCUGGACUGUCGGAGUCAUUCUGAUCUCAACGAGUGCAUUCAUUGCUCUCAGUGUCUUUAAUAUCGGACGUCGCAUGUACCGCACGAAUGAUUCUGCACUGCUUCAAGUAACCUCUAUUGCGACGUAUAUUGUCGCCAAUGGUGGGUUCACCGCGUGCACGUUAUACAGACAACUUGAAUUUCGGUCAACGCAAUUCAAUUUCACAACGCUGGGUGAUACUCUGCUCGAAUCCGCCUCGUCUUCGCUCGUAUUUGCACUGGUCUCGCUCGUUCUUGCUGCCGUCUAUGAGAAGCAAGACCUUGUAGCGAGCGAAUACAUCAGUCUCGCCGCGUUGAACCUCGCAGUCUCUGCACUCUUCUCCCUCAAUAGGCGAGAUGGACUUUCGCCUUUUGCCGUGCGUGAAUACAAGGACGUUCACUCGUUUGUAGCGCUCGACUUUGCGAAUCCCCCCACGCAGGGGCCUAUUGAGCCACACUCGGCGAUGCAGUUCAAUCCAGUAACCAAUUCGUGGUCUCAUUUGAACGAGGCUACUUGGGGCUCUCGGUUGGUCUCUAAUUCUAUCGGCACACCGCGCCCACCAAAGACACGUUCUGCGUUUGUCGCGAGGACGUCCAGUCUUGGUUCAUUGGAGGAGGAUCCGUCGGCGAAUGAGACUCUUUCUCCGCUACCAGAGGCACAUAUUAGCCCAACGCAGAGGCAAAACGAUUCACGACGGUGGAAGAUGCUCGCUGUUCGCCAAAUCUCCAUGUCACGCCCUGUCACGAUUCUCUCUGGAUUCGACUUUACAUUAUCUACACCUAGUUCCUUUUCCACGACCCUGACAAACUCUAUCGUGGCCGAAUCUUCGCAGCCAGACGGCCCAAACAACGAUUCGGCAUUGAACCAUGCGGCCCAUGCCUUCUUUCGUAACAAAGGUGCAAUGGCUGGCCUGUUCACCGCCGCAGGCUUGCUCCUCGUCGCCGCACUGGCUCUCUGCUUGGCUUACCGAAGACGAGCGAUUAGAAGAACCCAGCACUCUGUCGAGGAACAUGUUUCAGUAUCGAGCUUGGGAGAGAAGCACGAAGCUGUAGGCUACUUGCAGGAGAGGACGGGAACGACUUUCCGUCUCGGGCCAGGCAUUCAAUCCUACAGAGACCAUCCGUUCGCUUCUCCGGAACUAUCGAUAUCUGGACGUUCAACACCCAGUAUCGUGGUUCAUCAUCGGACAGAACUGUCCGCAACGAAAAGGCAAAGUCAACCCCUGUCGUUGCCACUUUCACCCAGCUUGGAAGAAUUUGUAGCUCUGGGUGCAUCGCGGUAUCAUCUUUCGGCCAACUUGUAUCUACCAAAUCAUCCACAACCACCACUGCUCCUUUCAGAAGAGGCGAGACAUCGAAUACGUACUGGGGAAAAGGGCAAAAGGGCUGGCGAUGGAGGAAAUGACCUCACCCGACUCUCGCUUCUCAAGGCAAACUCUCUCCAAGCAGACUUCAACUAA